Messenger RNA from Blepharisma stoltei, 2556 nucleotides. Lineage: Eukaryota; Ciliophora; Heterotrichea; Heterotrichida; Blepharismidae. The record is from the annotation of a GenBank genome assembly.
AUGCAUUUUGAUGAAAAAUUUGCAGUCUCAAAGCGGCCACAAUGAUUUAACAAAUAUCUAGAUUUACCAGCAAUUUCAGAAUUAAGUGGGUUUGAGUUUUCAAUCUCUUUAGAAGAAAACAGUCCAUUUUUUAGUAAGCUUGAAGAAGAAGUCGAUCGAUUUACUAGCUUUUAUGUUCACACCUUGGUUUCUUUAGAAGAAAUGAGGCUAAAUUUAAAAGAAGAAAAAAAAUCAUUAAGAAAGUGGCACUCAGAGGACCUCCAUGUUUAUUUAGAAACAUUGAUUAAGCUUGCUCACGAGUCAAUGGAAAUCUGUUUAUUUAUGGUUUUAAACUUACAGGCAACAAGAGUUCUUAUUAAGAGAUAUGAAUCACAUAUUUUUAAAUACCAAAAAAGAGCAAGAGAUAUAAUUCAAAAUAGACUACAUAACAUAAACAAAAAAUUCAGCAAUGCCCUGUCAGAAAAUAUUUUACAAAAAAUCCUUGAUGACUUGCAAAAUAUCCACUACCCUAAAUGCAAAAAUUUAAUUGAGCAUAAAAACCAAGAAUCUUUAUUGGGUGCUAGUUUAAAAGACAAAUUAGAAAUUCUUGAUCUCACAAUUGAUGAUUUUAAAAAUAAGCAUUACAAGCGUAUUAUAUAAUUAGUGAAAAACAAUAAGCCUCUUGCUGUGUAUCUUUAUCACCAAGUGGGUAAUGAUAUUGAAGGCCCAGUUAUAAUUGAACCUAGGAGCUCGCCUAUGAGAAACUUAGUAUUGAUAUUAGUUUUAGUGUUUUUAUAUUCCAGCAAUGUGUGCAUGCUUUGCAUUACUUCAAAAUAUUAUCUUAAAGAGCUUGAUUAUGCAGAAUCUUAUGUUGGGCUGCUAAAUGCUUGUACGCCUAUGGCAUCAUUGGUUUUUGGUAUGAUUACAGGGAUAUGGACAAGAUAUAGCUAUAAAUUGCCUAUAGGAACUGCAGCACUUUGAAUUUUACUAGGUAAUAUCACCAAUGGACUUGCCUUGCAUUUUGAGCUUGGAAGUCUAUUAUUUUUAGGCCGUCUUUUAUUAGGAAUAGGCGGCUCAGGCUUAAUCUCAAAAAUGUACAUGGCUGAGCAUGUAUCUAAUGAAAACCGAGCAAGAUGAAGCGCAGGCCUUGUAUUAAUCAUUGCAAUUGGCAUGGCUAGUGGCCCACUUUUAGCUGUAUUUUUUGACAUCAUUAAUUUUUCUGUAUUAUCGUAUGGUGAACAAAUAUUUUCGACGAUCAUCUGGACAUGUGUAAUGGUUCUAUAUUUAAUUAUAUUUCUAUUUGUUUUUGAAGACACCUCAAAAGAGCUGAUCAUUAAUGGAUUUAAUAAUUCAAACCACUGGAAUCAUAGCUAUUGAGCUGUAGGUCUCUGUGUGUGAACGCUUAUAGUAGCAUCAUUGAUACAGGAAGGCUUUAUAUCGUCAGCUCCUAUAACCAAAUUCCCAUUUUUCAAGGACAAUGAGCUUUCUUUUAACUAUUUAGGGAUUUUAAUAUCAAGUUUGUGCCUAAUUCCUAUGAUAUCUCACUGCUUCAUUGGGGUUUUGACUGUUAAAUUUAGUGAGAGAGAAUUUUUAUUUAUUGCUGGAAUUGCUGUUAUAGUAGGGAGUGGCUUGUUUCUGGACUUUGGAGAUAUUUCAGAAUUCCAGUUUACCCUACCUCCCCUUUUAAAUUGAGAUAAAAUAUAUGUAAAAUUUCCAUUUUCUUGGAUGCUUCUUAUAGGUGAUGAUACUAUUUUUAUAAAUUUGACUUAAUUUAAUGGUAAAAGUGUAAGCAGAAUAUUAUUUAAACAUUUUUCACACUGUAGCAAUUAAUCUUAAAUUAAUUUUACAUAAAAUAAAAUAAAAUUCGUUCAAUAUAUAUUUUUUUAAUUUUUUUUUAGAAAAGUUUAAUAUAAUUUUUAAAACAAAAAAAUCUGAAGCAGGAUUUUUGUUUCAAUUUAAAGAGAGGAAGGAUAAGUUCAAUUAUUAUAUUUUUAGCAACUGAUGUGGCAGAUGGAGUUUCAAAUUCGUUAAUUUCUAUAAAAUUGCCUAAAAAAAUAUCAAAAGGAUUAGCAGAUAGUGGCUUUCUUUCAACACAAGCAGUGCUAUUUGGGAAAAUUAUCGGUGAUUUAGUGGUGUGGGGCAUUGCUUCAAAUGAUAUUAGAAGGCUAGAGCUAUAUCAAGGAAUUGUGUGGUGUAGCUUAAUCACCCUUUUUAAUAGCAAGAAUUAUUUUUUGAUAGCUUAAGAUGCAAGGUAUAUUUUUAUGAAAUGAAUUGGGCCUUUUUUGAAACCAGUAAACUGGCCUAUUGGUCCCAAAAUAGGUCCAAUAGACCAUAUUAAAUUAUAUAUUAAAUAAUAAUAAAAGCUGCAAAUUUAAUGCAAUCAGCCAAAGAUCUUUUAUAUCAAUUAUUAAUUUUAUACUCAAAAAUAUUUUUGCUACCCUUAAAGGGGCUAAUUUCCACAAAAUAGGAUUUUCCAACAAUUUUGAUUACUCUUAGACAGGGAAGUUAGGGAUUUUGACUUUGAUUUUGAUAUAUUUAUUAUACAGACAUCUAGACAGUAGUCGAAAAGAUAAAUAA